Messenger RNA from Oncorhynchus tshawytscha (Chinook salmon), 2476 nucleotides. RefSeq names its product nuclear receptor ROR-beta-like. Gene Ontology annotation, molecular function: zinc ion binding; nuclear receptor activity; RNA polymerase II cis-regulatory region sequence-specific DNA binding. The transcript has 10 exons. Gene Ontology annotation, cellular component: nucleus. The record is from RefSeq and is a predicted model, not a curated record. NCBI's taxonomy places the organism in Eukaryota, Metazoa, Chordata, Actinopteri, Salmoniformes, Salmonidae. Gene Ontology annotation, biological process: regulation of transcription by RNA polymerase II. Bases 624 to 2009 code for a protein of 461 amino acids.
CUACAAGGGGACCUCCGGAGUGAGUUCGUCCACGCUUUGAGAAGUAGGUUAGCAGGGUAGACUGGGAACCUUGCAAGAACCUUGGAACCUUGCAAGCCAAGCUAAACCACCGUGGGAGUAUUCUGUCAAGAAGUUACCGAAAUAGUGCAUCGAGACAAACGGGAAAACAUGCAAUUUGAAUUGUCGAAUUUCUUUGCAUUUAAUUAACUGUCGUAAGACUCUCCUCGCUGAUUUUUGCCUUAUUUUCUGAAAAAAUAUUUUCUAGUUCAUUAGGCUAAAGAAGUUUUUUUUUACGUGCCAGCAAAUGCUGGUCUUUCAACAGUUUUACAGAUAUUUGUAUUCAAUUUACAACCCACAUGAAGUCAAAUUCAUUGAUCCAGAAACGAUAAAUAUUCAACAUGAGAGAAACAAAGCUUACCUCUCUAGUCAACAGGAAGCAGAUUUACAAAUGAACCCUGCACAAAGAGACCUUAGUCUCAAUAUGACUUCUCUGUUGAAAUAAAGCUCAAAUAGAAGUAAUACCCUGCAAGAUCUGUGGGGACAAGUCCUCAGGUAUCCACUAUGGGGUCAUUACCUGCGAAGGUUGCAAGGGGUUCUUCCGCCGCAGCCAGCAGAACAACGCCAUGUACUCGUGUUCCCGCCAGAGAAACUGUCUUAUUGACCGAACCAACCGCAACCGCUGCCAACACUGCAGACUGCAGAAGUGUCUGGCUUUGGGCAUGAGCCGGGACGCGGUGAAGUUUGGCCGUAUGUCUAAGAAGCAGCGAGACAGCCUGUACUCGGAGGUUCAGAAGCACCAGAAGAACCAGGAGCUUCUGAACCAGGAGGUUGUGAACCAGGGGUGUCUGAACCAGGGUUUGUCCCUGACCAGGGAAGAUGUGGCAGGGGGAGACAGCGAGGGGGACAGGCACAGGGAGCUCAGUCACUCCUACAGCAGCGGCGGCUCCAGCUCCACACUGAGUGACCUGGAUGACAUCCCCGACCUGUUUGACCUGCCCUUGACCCCGGAGGAGGCCCACGAGUACUGCAGCCUGGAGCUGCUGGGAGGCCACGGCGGAAGCACCGGGAACACCUCAAACUCUUCAUCAUCGUCAUCAUCCUCUAACAAUUCGUCCAAUCAGAACUCGCCGCAGCAGAAUCUGCUGGAUGUCACAGACGCCAAUGGAAUCAAACAUGAGUACCAGAUGUUGUCGCACACACAAGCUGCGCUGCUGGAGCCACUGGCCAAUGACUGCACUCUUAUGGAUAUAGAGCGUAUCACCCAGAGUGUGGUCAAGUCCCACUUGGAGACGAGUCAGUACAGUUCUGACGACCUGAAGAGGCUGACAUACAGUGGGAUUCAGUACUCACCUGAAGAGACCCGCAACUUCCAGUGCAAGUCUGAAGAGUUUAUGUGGCAGCAGUGUGCCCACCACAUCACCAAUGCCAUCCAGUACGUGGUGGAGUUUGCCAAACGCAUCACUGGCUUCAUGGACCUGUGUCAGAACGACCAGAUAAUUCUGCUCAAAGCAGGCUGUCUGGAGGUGCUGUUGAUCAGGAUGUGCAGGGCGUUUAACGCUAACACCAACACCAUGUUCUUUGAUGGCAAGUUUGCCUCCGCCCAGCUCUUCAAAGCCCUCGGUUGCGAUGACCUGGUCAGUGCCGUGUUUGACUUGGCCAAAGGACUCUGCCGCCUGCAGCUAACCGAUGAGGAAAUGGCUCUGUUCAGCGCCGCUGUCCUUCUGUCCCCAGAGCGACCAUGGCUGACCGACAGCCAGAAGGUCCGGAAGCUGCAGGAGAAGCUCUUCCUGGCUCUGCAACACAGUCUGCACAUGAGCGGGGCCUCCGACGAGAAACUAGACCAGAUGGUGUCCAAGCUGUUGAUGAUGAAGUCCAUCUGUAAUCUCCACGUCAACAAGCUGGAGUUCUUCCGUCUGGUUCACCCCGAGACCGCAUACAGCUUCCCACCACUCUAUCGGGAAGUGUUCGGGAGUGAGAUCUCUCUACCCGACUCUACAAACAGCUCCUAGAGAGAAAUAUGGAGUGAAUGUGUUCGAGGCAGGUUAAGAAAAGUGUGGAGAUAUGGAAGCGAAAGGGGAGAUUGAGCAAGGGAUAUAAAUAUUGAACUCAGAAAUAACCAGCAGUUAACUAGACAAUCCAGGACUUAAAAUACUCUGUUUCCCAGCAUGCUGUGGCGUUAUUCCUCCACUAUCCUAGCAGGCCAUGCACCUUACACUACAGACUUCACCUUCAGGGUCCUUUUGUACCGUAGCACUUUUGACAAACUAAUGGGCAAUAUGCAUAUUCUACAGUGUGAACAUAGAUCAUUUAGCAUUAGAACAUCGAUGCUCCCCAACCCUGUCAUGAAUGACAACCACCAAUGCACCAGCCAGAACCACACACCGAAUGUACAGUGGGGCAAAAAAGUAUUUAGUCAGCCACCAAUUGUGCAAGUUCUCCCACUUAAAAAGAUGAGAGAGGCCUGUAAUUUUCAUCA